Cyprinodon tularosa is the source of this 1809-nucleotide messenger RNA. It is a transcript of the gene cfap77, whose product is annotated as cilia and flagella associated protein 77. The transcript has 8 exons. NCBI's taxonomy places the organism in Eukaryota, Metazoa, Chordata, Actinopteri, Cyprinodontiformes, Cyprinodontidae. Bases 884 to 1750 code for a protein of 288 amino acids. The record is from RefSeq and is a predicted model, not a curated record.
CCCUCCCUGAUUCCCCAGAGACUCGUGGAGACAGAUGGACCUGAAGGUCUGGUUCCCACGGUGGACCUCUGAGCAAAGGUCACGUGACCCGCCUGGCUGUUCAGGUAAAGAACCGAACCAUGAAACCCAAACAUGGAGGAAACCGCAGCACCACUUUGAUCUGGAUGAUCACCUGUCAGUCACCUGAUGCUGACCGGAAGUACACCUGUUGGCGCUGCUAGCAGCAGCAGCUAAAGCUAAUCAGCAGCUGUUAUCUCUGCUAGCAGCAGCUAAAGCUAAUCAGAAGCUCUUUGGAAAAACGCCCGUUUAAAGCUUCAUGGUUCCAUUAACAACAAAGCUGCCGAUCUAAAACCCCGCGAGACAAUUGCUCAGUAAUAUUUAAGAUAAGAGCUGGAUAGAAAUCAAACCAACGCCGAAUGGACCAGAACCUGCCUCCCGGUCCGGUUCUUGUCCGGUUACUCCUAGAACACCUGUUAGUUUCCAGUUUUAAUGAAAAGUUUGUAAGGUGACUAAUUGUGGACGGAGUCUGGCCCAGCUGCUGAACACGGAAAUACAACAGCCAGUUUGGACCGGGUACCUUUGACGUCGUGGGCCAGCGCCCUCCACGUGCUGGAGUACUGGAUGCAGUGACCGCACCAGGAGGAGUAGAACUGGAGCAGCCAGGCCGAGGACGAGUUGGUAACGGUGGGCUUCAGGCUGUCGCUGCUCAGGAUCACCAGCGGAUCCUCCUCCGAGUACAGCCGCCCGGAGGCGCCCAGAGAGCCGCGGCAGAGCCAGAGGAAGCCCGCCGCCUGGAGCCACAGCCGGAACAUCUGCGGUGUUCUCCGGCUGUCAGAGAUCCACAAAGGUUCUGCCCGAAACCAGACGCCUGAUCGGGGGAGACAUGAACGCAGCGUCACGAGCUGCUGGAGAUUCAGAGAGGAGAACGGAGAACAGAGGUGUCACUCUGACCAAUUUCCUGCAGAGAUGGAGGAGGAGGAGGCUGAUCCUGGGGGUCAAAGAACUUUUUCUACGUGCUGGCAUGUCUGACGUCAGAGGAAGUAUGACAUCACCGCGGCUGGGCGUGGUCAGAAAAUCGAUGCUGAUGGACCCUCUGCUGAUAAAGGCGCCUCUGGGAAGGGCCCGGUCCAGGGGUUUAGCUCUUCCUGGUCCAGAUUUUACCUACGGAAUCAGAAGCUCAAUCAACGAUGGAGGCGUGGCUGAAGCCAUAUCCAGCUGGAAGGUUCAUACCAGGCGGGAAGAGUCCACCCAGAAGCGAGACUUUGUGUCUUUGAACCGGGAUGCCGUCAAGUCGGGACUGGUGAAGUCCAAGAGGCUGAGCCAGAACCGGGUUCAACAGACCCAGACCCACACAGCAAGGCAGCAACACAGCAGAACCUUUCAGCACCAGCCAGUGGUACCGGACACCAGGUUUGGAGUCAAAACCAGGCCGUCCACGCCGCUGGCCGACAUCCUGUCCAAUCAGUACGCCCACCGCUGGAUGGAAAAACAGCUGGAGAGGAAUCAAACCAGCAACCACAGACCCACGAAUAAAGCGGGUAAAUUUGCAGAAACCAAAAGCAGCCUGCUAAGGAGGAACAGACCUCUGCCCGUCUCACAGACACCUUUCAAGCUGCCGCAGUUCUCACAGGUCCCUCCAGCUCUGGACACCUUCAGGGACCCAGGGGCCCGGCCUCGGGCCCUCAAAGCUCCUCAGCAGCCACAGACCCAGAGAGGAGGUCCUGAUCAUGGGACAAACAGUCUGGACUGAUCCGGAUCAGAACCGGACAUGUUAACACCCCUCCUAAUAAAGCAGAGAUGUUUUCAUCA